AUGUCCUUCGGCUUCGGAAUCGGCGAUAUAAUCGCCUGCUCGGAGGUAGCAUGGAAGACCAUCAACGCCCUCAAGUCUGCGGGCUCAGAUUUCGAGGGCCUGCGCCUCGACCUCGCCAGCCUCACGUCGGUCCUGCAGGCCCUCGAGGCCGAGGCUAAGGGGCCGAUGCCACUGAUCAAGACGGCGAGCAUGGAGCGGCAGAACCAGAUGCGCCUCCUGCUGCACAACUGCACCGAGAGCAUGAAGGAACUGCAGGGCGUCGUCGGCAAGUAUAGCGGCUGGGGCGCCGACAAGAAGAAGGACUUCGUGGCAUGGAUGAAGUUCGCGGCCAAGGACAAGCGGGGACCGCGGGAGAAGCUGGCCAUCCACACGGCGAGCAUCAACAUAUUCUUGACGACCUUGAGCCAUGGAUCGCUUGCGAGACUGGAGUUUCUGAUCAAGAACGGGUCACAAGCAGCCCACCAAGGGCCUGUCCCGGAUGGUUCAAAAGGCCUGGAUUUCUCCGCUACUGGGGCGCCUUGGAGUGGGUCGCAUGCACAUUCCAAGAGAAAAGAUGUAGUCGUUUGGCAAGAAAUUGGCAGGUCACUACAAGGCGAGGGCAUCGCCGACGAGGACAUAGAAGCUUUCCAAGAGGAGAUCAAGGCGUAUGCACGAUAUUUGGUCCGCGGGGAGACCCCGUUUUGGAGAGAACCCGUCUCGAAAUCUCGCAGCCACGAGGUGCAUCAGGUGGUGGAAUUAACGCCCUCGGCCCUCAGAAGCUCCAACAGCCUCAGAUACGAAGAGGAAGUCAAAAGACUAGUGUUGAGGGACGAGAUCAAACAGGCUCGUCAGACGCAACGCCUCGAUGCAGCCGUGCUGACGGAUUUGGAUUCUGAGAUGAGGAAGGCGAAGAUCAGGGAGGAGGAAUAUAUGAGACGUCGUAAGGAAGAAAGCAUGGAAAAGGAGCACAGGCAGGAGGAGGUUGAGAAGAAAUCCAAGGCCUCUGAGGAAGAGGAUGUUGUGUCUUUGGCCUACAAAUUUGAAAGUCUCUUCGACUUCGAAGCAGAACUCACACAAGCGGCACCAGAGGCACCAGAUUACCAAACAGAGACUGCUCAGUCAACAAGCGCUACAGAUGACGAUGGCAGAAAAUAUGGACAAGAGAGGCGCGAUGCACGGGUAUACGAGAUUCAGAGGAGGAUUGGGAAACUCGUGGACAGGCGUGAACGGUACAUCGAAGAGGGGAGGAGGGAUAAGAUGGCAGACCUCGAGGUCAACGACAUCCCCGACCAGGUGAAGCUGUUACAGCUGGAGGGGGUGGCCGUCUCCCACGCGAGGGCCUGGAAGUGGGAUCACUGGUGUGAUGUCUGCAACUUCCGCAUUCCAGGCGACCGCUAUCACUGCACACAGUGUCGAGGCGGGAAUUGGGAUGCGUGUCAGGAGUGCUGGGACAAGGGGGCAAGAUGCAGUGGUCGUGGGCAGCACAAGAUUACCCUUACUGGAAGGAGUGUUGCCUGA
Messenger RNA from Diaporthe citri, 1497 nucleotides. RefSeq lists its product as uncharacterized. Lineage: Eukaryota; Fungi; Ascomycota; Sordariomycetes; Diaporthales; Diaporthaceae. The transcript has a single exon. The record is from RefSeq and is a predicted model, not a curated record. The coding region runs from base 1 to 1497 and encodes 498 amino acids.